AUGCACCCACUCAUCAAUGCAUCGACGGCCAUUACGGGGCUUGACCUGGGAGCUCAACCGAGGUCAAUCCAGCUCAGACAGCUGCAUUCAGGGAAGCGCGCCUCUAACCAACAAUCAGCGGAGCCCCGACCCAGUGCAGUCUUUAGCUUCGUGUCUGUCGUCGCUGCACUUGUGGAUGUUGAUCGUCUCGCCGUUGGGCUGCCAGUCAUCGCGAUCUUCGAGCAGCCAGUCGUCUCGUCGAGGGCUCUAGGACAACGUCCCGCUGGUCGUGAAAAUACACGAAGCUGCGCAGAUGCCAGUAAGCGAACCAGUCGUCAUGACAGACAUCGAUGGACGAACGGAGCUACUCCGUCUUUCGGUACGAAGAGACGUAAUUCCUCCUGGACAAGCGUGAAUGUCCCAGCACAGAACAAUGGUUUGCUGGUUGAUAUCGAGUUGCUUAUUAACAUCUUCAGUUGGGGUGAUAUAGUAUAUGGACUUGCGAUUCGCACGAACAGGCUCGGGACUACCAUCACACGUGAACUCAGAGGCUGUCCGCUCAAACCGCUAGCUCAUGCUGGACUCGGGUCUGCUACAUCUCGAUGGUGCGGAACUGUCAUCGCGAAGAGGCUUCAGAAGUCCAUACAGUCUGCGCCUAGUUUGAUUUCCAUAGGGACGAGAGAUUCUCAAGUCACGCUUCCUUACGCAGCAGAGGAAGUCCUUCAAACGACAACAUAUCGCAUAAAUUCUCUCGAUAUGGUUCCGGCGGAUUAUAACCCCCGCGCAGCAUCGCAGCCGACAAUCUGGGAUAUUGGAACAGCGCUGGAGCUUCCCCUUCGUCCGGUACAAGAACACCGAGGCAGACCGAGCAAGGGCCAAGUGAACAUCGUUUGUACUGCACUGCAGCAGCACAAUCCCUGA
Molecule: messenger RNA, 900 nt
Organism: Postia placenta MAD-698-R-SB12
Lineage: Eukaryota; Fungi; Basidiomycota; Agaricomycetes; Polyporales; Adustoporiaceae
Exons: 8
Coding region: 1-900 (299 amino acids)
Source: RefSeq, a predicted model, not a curated record